Cercospora beticola is the source of this 766-nucleotide messenger RNA. RefSeq lists its product as uncharacterized. Gene Ontology annotation, cellular component: centrosome; centriole. Lineage: Eukaryota; Fungi; Ascomycota; Dothideomycetes; Mycosphaerellales; Mycosphaerellaceae. The record is from RefSeq and is a predicted model, not a curated record. Gene Ontology annotation, biological process: mitotic cell cycle; centriole replication. Gene Ontology annotation, molecular function: calcium ion binding.
CCGCUCUGACCCGCCGCCGCCGCCGCCGCCGAUGCUCCGACUUCACGUCGACUUGCGACAAGAGCUGUGAAAGCAUUUGUUCGCCAUGCCGCCCAAGCGCAAAGCGCCCGCAGCGUCUUCGUCCACCACGAAAACUCCCGCGAAAAGGCGCUCGAAACUCGCCAAAGAGAACGACAUCACCGCAGAAGAAGAAGCCGAGAUUCAAGAAGCUUUCGCGCUCUUCUGUAGUACCUCCGACUCUGAAACUCCCACGAUUCGCACGAUCGAUAUUCGUCGCUGCCUCAUCGCGCUCAAUGCCCCACCGGCUUCGAACGAAGACCUGCAAGAGCUCAUCGACAUCGCGGACGCAGAUGGCGAAGGCGCGAUCGAUUAUGAGCACUUCUUGCCCGUGGCGGCGUUGCAGAUGAAUAGGGCGAAGAAUGAGCGAGAUGAAGAGGAGCAGAACGAGGAGGUCGAGAAGGCUUAUGCGCUAUUUACACGCGGUGAGGAGAGGGAGAUUACGAUUGCGGAUUUGAGACGCGUCGCGAAGGAGUUGAGGGAGGAUGUUCCCGAGAGUGUCCUAAGGGAUAUGGUGAGGGAGGCGAAGGGUGGGCCGCUCGGUGCUGUGGGUAAGGAGGAGUUUGAGAAUGUGAUGCGCCGGGCGGGGGUUUUCAGUUGAAGAUGAGGAGGGGGCGUGCGUGCUUUGCAUGUCGAAGUGAAGGAUGUCGCAUGACAAUGGCAGCACAAGCGGAAUCUGUGCAUUGCUUCUGUGUCUGUGUGCUCGGGA